Morone saxatilis (striped sea-bass) is the source of this 1806-nucleotide messenger RNA. RefSeq names its product claudin-34-like. Gene Ontology annotation, biological process: cell adhesion; bicellular tight junction assembly. The transcript has a single exon. NCBI's taxonomy places the organism in Eukaryota, Metazoa, Chordata, Actinopteri, Moronidae. Gene Ontology annotation, cellular component: plasma membrane; bicellular tight junction. The record is from RefSeq and is a predicted model, not a curated record. Gene Ontology annotation, molecular function: structural molecule activity. The coding region runs from base 187 to 936 and encodes 249 amino acids.
UUUGCCAGGUAACCCAGGUGAAGAGGAAGAAGAAGAAAAAAACGCAGGGAGAGGGUGAACGAGCUGCAGCCACAGAGAUCUCGCUCUCAUUCUGGAUAUGUUAACACACCUUCCACAUGGCUGUGAUCUCCUGAUGAUGCCCGCUGCAGGUGGGAUCUGGACUUCCUAGGUAACUUCUCCACUGCUAUGACCUACCUGGCUCACACCGCCCACGCCCAGCUCGUCGCCCUCUGGCUGGGCUGUGUGGGCUGGACGCUCACUGCCGUGGCCCUUGGGCUCAUCCAGUGGAGGGUUUGGCAGGUGUCCGACAGGGAGGUCAUCAGCUCGGGGGUGGCCUGGGUGGGCGUGUGGCGGGCCUGCUUCAACAGCCACACCCUGGUGACCCCUGGCUUUAGGGUCAUGCACUGCAAGUACAUCAGCCUGACCGAGGCCUUCACGCCGCCAGAGAUCAUGGCAGGUCAGAUUCUCAUGCUACUGUCUCUGCUCGUGGGGCUGUGUGGGAACGCUGUCGGCGUUUAUGCCUUGAGGAACGCCUACUUUGGGUUGGAGAAGUCCCCGCCGAUCCGUUUGGUGUUCUCCACCACCGGUGCGCUGUGCCUGUUGGCCGCUGGGAUGUCACUCAUACCUCUCCUGUGGAACCUGAGCUCAGUGGUGACCAAUCAGACCAUAAAGUUCCCCCCGGAGUUUAAAAUGCCCCCAGCUCCUGAUUCUCAACGCGUGGGGGUCGGCAUUGGGGUCGGGCUGGUGGGGACGGUCCUGAUGAUCUUCUCUGGGAUUACUUUCUGUACGUACAGGUUACCAGUGAGGUCACAGCCGUCUCUGAGAGAAGAGCUGCACCUGGACUCACCUGUGCAAUCUGCGACUUACAACCGGGGGGCUUUCACAAGCUCUGGGGGCAAAGACAACCCAGCGUUUGAGGCUCAGGAACACUUAUAAAUAUCAUCAUAUCUUUUUUCCCCUUGUGCAGUUUAUAUCCUUUCUCUAGAUAUACUCUAUACCCAACCUGGGGGUCGGGACCUCCACUAGGGGGCUUCACAGGGGGGUAGCGAGGCCUUCUUGAUUUUAAGGGGUGCUAGAGAACAAAUCCUUAAAUUGUUAAGUAAAUUGUCUAAUAGAACACAACACUGAAUUUGUUUUCAGUUACUGAGUUUAUUAUUUGGGUUUGUUGUAUGUGUUAAAUAUCCAUAAAAUAUGUCACUUAUUCAGUUUACUAAAUGUUAGAAAACAGGACCUUUAAGGAAAAAGGUUGGGGACCACUGCUCUGUGGUACUGUGUCAUAUAUUAACAUGGAUCUCCAGCUCACUGUUUUUAUUUAAAGGUCCCCUAAAAACAUGUAUUAAGACACACAUACCAAUAAUCAGCUUGGAACAAUAAUGUCUGUCUGGUAUGUUAUUUCUGCAAAAAAGUAUAAUUUUUCUAUGGUAAAAUGCUUCUACCUCAUUAAAGAUUCCAAGGGUUGUUGCGGCCUGAAAUUACAAAAACAUUGCGAUUCAUGUUGGUUUUUGCAAGAAGAUGAAAGACACUGGAAGAUAUAAAGGGCUGUAUAGAAACCAGAGGCUCUGCAACCUCUGUAAGGACGUAAUGUAAUCGUGUCGCAUUUUGUUUGAAUGUAAGCAUAAUGAACUACUGCUUUCAUAAUGCUAAAGUAUAUUUUAGAAACCUAUGUUUAGAUUGAUUUUUGAUUGUAAUCAGAUAAGCCUGAAAUUAUCUGUAAACUAGCUCCUUAUGAAGAAUGUCCUUCCUUUGUUUAAGUAACAUUUGUUGUACUUCAGCUGUGUGCUAUCAUUUCAUACCAUCAUGGUCAUG